This is a messenger RNA of Poecile atricapillus (Black-capped chickadee), 924 nucleotides long. It is a transcript of the gene FAM163B, whose product is annotated as family with sequence similarity 163 member B. The record is from RefSeq and is a predicted model, not a curated record. The transcript is spliced from 3 exons. Bases 253 to 921 code for a protein of 222 amino acids. NCBI's taxonomy places the organism in Eukaryota, Metazoa, Chordata, Aves, Passeriformes, Paridae.
CCGGCUGCCUGCUCCGAGCCCGCCGCUGCAGCCCGCCUCCUCAGCCUCCGUUCUCCUUUUUAAUUUGCCUUUUUUUUUUUUUAAACCGUUAUUUCAUUUUUAAGAAUUUUAUUAUUAUUAUUAAUAAUAAUUUUAAUCCGUUUAUUUUGGUAUUGAUGCUCUCCGAGCGGGAGACUCCGGGAGACGCGGUCCUCACCUGAGCGAGCCGGCCCCAUUCCCCCGUUUGAAGGCUGUUAAUGGAGAAGAGGGCGGAUGACAGCCGGGACCGUGGUCAUCACAGGUGGAAUAUUAGCGACUGUCAUUUUACUCUGUAUCAUCGCCGUCCUCUGCUACUGUAGGCUCCAGUACUACUGCUGCAAGAAGGAUGAAUCCGAGGAGGACGAGGAGGAGCCCGACUUCGCCGUGCACUCGCACAUCCCUCCGCUGCACUGCAACCGCAACGUAGUGCUGACCAACGGCCCCUCCCUCUACUCCUCAUCCCCCUUCACCAAAAAAUCAACCCAGAGCCGGCCCAGCUGCCCCAGCUGCGCUCCCUACGAGCCCCCCACCUCAUUCCUCCAAGAGCCCCCCACCUCCUUCCUCCAGGAGUCCCCCACCUCGUUCCUCCAAGAACCCGCCACCUCCUUCCUCCAAGAAUCUCCUACCUCUUUCCUCCAAGAACCCUCCACCUCGUUCCUCCAAGAAUCCCCUACCUCAUUCCUCCAGGAGCCCCCCACCUCAUUCCUGCAGGAGCCCCCCACCUUCUUCCUGCAGGAGCCCCCCGAGGAGCUGCACAACGGGGGCGACAGGGUGAGCUACAAGACGGUGAGCCAGGAGGAUCUGGCGCUGCCGGUGUCGGGCCUGCAGGCCCUCAACCCCAACCGGCUGUCGGCCAUGAGGGAGGCGUUCUCCCGCAGCCGCAGCAUCAGCACCGACGUGUGAGGA